This is a messenger RNA of Humulus lupulus (European hop), 713 nucleotides long. Its product is annotated as putative receptor like protein 25. The record is from RefSeq and is a predicted model, not a curated record. The transcript has a single exon. Gene Ontology annotation, molecular function: protein binding. Bases 13 to 588 code for a protein of 191 amino acids. NCBI's taxonomy places the organism in Eukaryota, Viridiplantae, Streptophyta, Magnoliopsida, Rosales, Cannabaceae.
UCAGUGACAGUGAUGAAUAAAGGGUCAGAAAUGAAAAUGAUGAAGAUCUUGACAAUCUUCACAUCUAUUGAUCUCUCAAAUAACCAUUUUCAUGGUGAAAUUCCAAGAAGUAUAGGAGAUCUUCCAUCAUUGGUUGGGCUCAAUCUUUCAAGUAACAACUUUGAAAGCCCCAUCAUGUCUUCCUUGGGGAAUCUUAAACAGCUUGAAUCAUUAGAUCUCUCCAACAAUAAGCUUUUUGGUGCAAUUCCUCAAGAGUUGGAGAGUCUCACAUUCCUUGGAUAUCUUGACCUUUCAAAAAACCAACUCACAGGGCCAAUCCCACAAGGUGGGCAAAUCACUACAUUUCCAACUUCUUCUUUUGAAGGGAAUGUAGAUUUAUGUGGUUUACCUUUGUCUAAAAAAUGUGGAGAAAACACUGAUGAGAAGUCCACUGCUCACCAAGAGCACGAAUCUGACGAAAGUGGUCUUGCUUGGAAAGCUGUGAUAGUUGGAUAUGUAACCAGUUUUGUUAUUGGAUCGAUUGCUGGACAUUUCAUCAUAUCGAAGAGACCAAACUGGCUCAUAAGAAUUUAUGGAAGAAAGUUUUAGUAUUGAUGAUAUGCUGUUAUAGCUCUCUAAUUUUGUGUUGAUGUAUUUAUGUCUUCUCUUCGUUUUGAUAUUUACUUCUGGUAGCAUAUUAUAAUAUAGUUUUGGUUAAUGAUCUCUCACUCUAA